This is a messenger RNA of Phaeodactylum tricornutum CCAP 1055/1, 300 nucleotides long. RefSeq lists its product with no specific name. Lineage: Eukaryota; Bacillariophyta; Bacillariophyceae; Surirellales; Neidiaceae. The transcript has a single exon. Gene Ontology annotation, biological process: translation. The annotation marks the transcript as partial. Gene Ontology annotation, cellular component: cytosolic large ribosomal subunit; ribosome. Gene Ontology annotation, molecular function: structural constituent of ribosome. The record is from RefSeq and is a predicted model, not a curated record.
AUGGUAAACGUCCCGAAAGAACGCAAGACUUACUGCGCCGGCAAGUGCAAGAAGCACGCCGCCCACAAGGUGACCCAGUACAAAGCAGGUAAGGCUUCCAACUUUGCACAGGGAAAGCGCCGUUACGAUAGCAAGCAAAUGGGCUUUGGUGGACAAACCAAGCCCGUCUUUCACAAAAAGGCCAAGACCACGCGUAAGGUGGUUUUGCGUCUGGAAUGCAAGAAAUGUAAGACCAAGAAGCAGUUGUGUAUCAAGCGAACCAAGCAUUUCGAACUGGGAGAAAAGGCAAAACAAUCCGGU